This is a messenger RNA of Schistocerca serialis cubense, 1601 nucleotides long. Its product is annotated as tRNA 2'-phosphotransferase 1. Gene Ontology annotation, biological process: tRNA splicing, via endonucleolytic cleavage and ligation. The transcript is spliced from 4 exons. The record is from RefSeq and is a predicted model, not a curated record. Bases 833 to 1447 code for a protein of 204 amino acids. NCBI's taxonomy places the organism in Eukaryota, Metazoa, Arthropoda, Insecta, Orthoptera, Acrididae. Gene Ontology annotation, molecular function: tRNA 2'-phosphotransferase activity.
AAGUCAACGACCAUUAUUUUUUAAUGUUGGAUAAAACAAUAGUCCACAUUUUACUUCAUGUCCCUGUUUAUGAUGUCUGUUCAAAAAACUUCUGGAACACAUAAUUUGGAUUGGAUUGGAUUGGAUUGAUUUGUGGGAGGAGACCAAACAGCAACGUCAUCGGUCUCAUUGGAUUAGGGAAGGAUGGGGAAGGAAGUCGGCCGUGCCCUGUCAAAGGAACCAUCCUGGCAUUUGGCCAUUCAUAAUUUCACGGCGUUAAUGUGUUGGAGCAAAAUGCGAUUGGCACACUUGCACAUGUCUGUGUUUAAUGUGUAACUGCCAGAACUUUCAUUGUUGCAUGUCUAUUAGUUAUUGUUCAGUGCUUUAAUGAAUAGAAUAUUGUGCUGCACAGUUCACGAAUUUCAAGAUGGCAGAGUUUGAGAAGCAAUGUGCCUGCAUUAACUCUUGUGUGAAAUACACCAAAUGAUGUAGAAAGCCUAUGGUGAUGGGUGUUUAACAUACAUGGUGUCACGAAUUGUUCAUACAGUUUAAAAAUGGCCAGCUGGAAGUUAAACAUGACCAUCAUUCAGGACAUCCUUUGAAAUCUACUAACGAUGCUCAUGUCAGGAAUGUCAACAAAAUUGUGUGUGCUAAUUGAAGACUGACUGUCCAAGAGGUUGCAGAAGGAUGUGACAUUUCAGUUGGAUCAGGUCAUAAAAUCCUGACACAGCAUCUUGGAAUGCAUUGUGUUGCCACCAAGUUUGUCCCACGACUCGUGUGAAGAGCAGAAAGAACUUCAUCUUGCAGUCUGUGAAGAGCUUUUGGAUCGUGCAGUUUGUUGUUGCUGAGAAAAAUGCAUGGUAAGGACAUUUCUUUGAGCAAAGCAUUGUCAUGGAUUUUGCGCCAUGGUGCAGUUAAAGAAGGGCUAGCCAUUACUGAAGAUGGUUUUGUGGCAGUGGAGGAGAUUCUGAGCCAUAAAUCUUUUAGAAACUAUCAGUUAUCAGAUAUACAACGUGUCGUGGCAGAAAAUGAAAAGCAGAGAUUUGCAUUACGAACAGAUACUGAGACAGGGACACUUUACAUUAGAGCUAAUCAAGGUCAUUCAAUACAGGCCAUACAGAAGUUGGAUCUUGAUCCAAUACUAGAAUCUUCAAACACUCCUGUGGUUAUACAUGGAACAUACAAGAAGCACUGGGAAAAGAUUAAGCAUGAAGGUCUGAGUCGCAUGUCAAGAAUGCACAUUCAUUUUGCUCCUGGUGAGCCUGGCAAGGAAGGAGUUAUAAGUGGCAUGCGUAAAUCAGCUGAUUUGUAUAUCUACAUUGAUAUGCCAAAAGCUCUUGCAGAUGGUUUGAAAUUCUACAGAUCCUCAAAUAAUGUUAUACUGAGCCCAGGAAAUGACAGUGGGUUGAUACUACCAAAAUACUUCAAAAAGGUUACUGAUAAACACGGAAGAGAAUUAGAAGUGUGACUCAAUGAAUACAGUAAACAUGUAAAUAUUUGUCAGAUCUGUACAGACAGAGGAGAAAGGAGGGUGACUAAUUUCUGUAAAUAAAAAUGCACAUUAAUUGUUUCUAAAAAAUAAUUAUAUAUAUUUCUGUACAAAAUAUACACUGCAAACAAAA